CAGGAAGAACACAGAAGAAGAGUCAGAUCACAACAAUCGUUGAGCAUCGCGUUCUCAGUCGCAGGGGGUUUAAGUGAUCUAUAAAUGGGUGUUCACGGACUUGUGGGAAGCGAGCCCGACACCAUCGACUACUCGGUCCACGAAGCUUGGAAUGAGGCUACGAACGUCUACCUCCUGGUGAUUCUCGUCAGCUUCGGCCUGCUCAUCUACGCUCGAAAGAACAAACGUAAGAUAAUGCGGAUCUUCGCACUCCCUCCUGCGGCCGGCAGCACGCCGGAGCCCAACUUCUACAACAGCCUGCAGAAGGUGCGUCUGCGCCAGCAGCUGGAGAUGUACUCUCUCGCCAGGAAGUAUGAACAGCAACAGCAGCAGCAGCAGCAACAAGGCCAGUCAGACAGUGUGCAACUCUCUAUGGAGUGAGAGGAAGCGACGGACACAGCUUGAGUGAAGAAACUGGACACAUUUAUAUUUUUUUUUCUUCUGUUGUCCCGAGAAAGUGAGCGGUGCUGGCUGCACAGGAGGUUUGGAUUAUUUGAGGCUCAUAUUCCUGCUGCUGAUGACAGUAUAAUCGUCAUGACAUAUAAUGUUCAAGCAGAACAAUAUUCUUAGGCUGUGACAAGUCAGCAAGUCUGUGUCAAAUAAUGAUCCAAACUGAAAACACAGAUUUUAUCAGUUAUUUUCACAUCAGAUUUUGUAUUUGUGUUGUGUAACUACUGGGCAGCAUGCGUCACUCGUAUGUUAUCUUGCAGUAAAGGAGGAACCAUUUAUUUUGAAGAAAAAGAGAAGCAUUUAAACAGAACAAAUCCAGGAACCAUGGCAACAUCAAAGUCCAGUAAUUGCAAUUGAAUCCUGGAUGUCUGUAACAAUUAAUUUUUUUGUGGAUCAAUGGAUCUUCUGUAAAUAUCUCACUUUAGCAGUUUUACCUCUUUGAUUUAUAUUUUAAGUGUUUGCCACCAUUGUGCUCAGAAUAUUUUAGCGGUACAAAAAUGCUCAUUUGUCUGAAAACAUUGUUGAAUAAAUAUUUUCAAA
Synchiropus splendidus (mandarinfish) is the source of this 1029-nucleotide messenger RNA. It is a transcript of the gene smim19, whose product is annotated as small integral membrane protein 19. The record is from RefSeq and is a predicted model, not a curated record. The transcript is spliced from 3 exons. Bases 85 to 420 code for a protein of 111 amino acids. NCBI's taxonomy places the organism in Eukaryota, Metazoa, Chordata, Actinopteri, Syngnathiformes, Callionymidae.